CAUUAAUAAAAAAACUCGCAGCAUGCGUUGAAUUUUUUACGUAUUUCUUAGCUAGUGCCCAUGGCUAGUACACAAUUUUGGCAUUGUAUUGUUGGUUGCCUAUUAAACCAGAAUUCAUAACCUGACAUUUUUUUCGUUUCCGCCGGUUUCCACCAAAACAAGCUUGGUUUUUGUGUGAUUGACUGAUUGUUGCUUCUGUUUACCGAACAUAAAAAAACAGUAUUUUUCAAUACUAAAUUUCGUGUUUUCUUGAUUUGUAAUCAUGGUGUAUACCAGUGAACAAAAAGCCUUUUUGUUGGAAAGUUAUUUCCGAAAUGGACAGAAAGUGAACGGUGUUUGGAAAUAUUCAAUUCAACCGUGCCUGGAGGAGUUUCGAGAAGCUUUUCCUGAGGUUGUUAUCGUCUAUGAAGAAUUUAAAAACACCCUUCACCGAAAUGUGAACUUGUUUCGUGGAACUGCGUCCACCUCGCGUAAAGAAGGUAGUGGAAGACCAACUGAGCGAACAGAAGAAGUUAUUCAUGCUACACAGGAAAUUUUGGAGCAAGACCCAAAAACUUCGAUUAGACAUCUGUCUCAACAAGUUGAACUUUCUGUUGGUACUUGCCAUAAACUUUUACGAAAAGAUUUACAUGUGUACCCAUAUCGUGUCCAAUCUGUGCAAGAGUUACAACCUGUGGAUUUUCCUAGGAGAUUACAGUAUUGUCAGUGGUUUUUGGAUAACAUUGCAAAUAACAAUGAACUUUUGGAAAAAACUUUCUUUACGGACGAAGCAUGGUUUCACCUGUCUGGCUACACGAAUUCACAAAACAUGAGAAUUUGGGCAACAGAACAUCCUCAUGAAAUUGUGGAAGAACCUCUUCAUCCAGAAAAAAUAGGUGUUUGGGCAGCUAUCAGCAAAAGAAGAAUUGUCGGUCCAAUUUUUUUUCAAGGAACAUUAACUGCAGUUCGUUAUCGCGAAGAAAUUCUUACGCCUUUUAUCGAAGAACUUCACGAUGAUGAAUUACGAGAAGGUUUGUUUCAACAAGAUGGUGCAACAGCGCAUUGCACAGCAGAAACUUUAGACUUUCUGAGAACGUUUUUUGAUGACAGAAUAAUUAGCAGGAAUACAGCAAAUGAUUAUCCCCCAAGAUCAUGUGAUUUAACGCCUUGCGACUUUUAUCUUUGGCCACGCAUUAAAAAUUCAAUUUUUGUUACACCAAUUCCAACUAUUGAUGAAUUAAGACGACGCAUUCAACAGAAAAUUAAUGAAAUUAACGAAAAUCCACUUGAACUGACUAAUGUGUUAAACAGUGUUCGAAGGCGUUGUGUUAUGUGUGUUGAGCAACAAGGAAGACAUUUCCAACAGUUUUUAUAGUUAAUAAAUAAAUAUUUUUACGAAAA
Tribolium castaneum (red flour beetle) is the source of this 1380-nucleotide messenger RNA. RefSeq lists its product as uncharacterized. Gene Ontology annotation, molecular function: nucleic acid binding. The coding region runs from base 263 to 1354 and encodes 363 amino acids. The transcript has 2 exons. NCBI's taxonomy places the organism in Eukaryota, Metazoa, Arthropoda, Insecta, Coleoptera, Tenebrionidae. The record is from RefSeq and is a predicted model, not a curated record.